AUGAAUUCUUAAGUCCUUGAAUAUCGUGUGCUUUCCAAUCUAGGGUCAGGCUCUGGUCAUUAAGUCAUGAAAGUUUAACAUAACUCAACUGCUCAAAUUUUAGCUAUGAAAAUUGAAAAAAGCCCUUAGUUAGGUCAACUAGAGUCUGAAGUCUCAAUACUUAAGCAACUAAAAAGUAUAGAUGGUGUCCCAUAAUUGCUUGAUUAUGGCAAAACGAAAGAUUUUAGGUAUAUAAACAACUAAUUUAAAUUAGAUGCUAUUUGAUCACACCUAUUUUAAAGAGGAACCUUUAAGAAAUACUAAAAGACAAUACAAUGUCAAUAAAUUAGAUUCUUACAAUUGGAUUAAGUAUUUUAAAGAUUUUGGAAUAAGUUCAUAAAAAACACAUUCUACACCUUGAUAUAAAACCAGAAAAUAUCAUGAUUUCGUCAUCUCAUAUAAAAGUUUCAUUAGAAGAAAUUGCAUAACCUGGAUUUGUUCAAUUAAUAGAUUUUGGAUUAUCAUAAAAAGUUGGAUAAAUCAAUUCUUAGAACAAAGUUUUUGUAGGUUCAAUAAGAUAUGCUAGCAGAUAGGCCCAUAAAGGAAAUUAGCUCUAUUAUAAAGAUGAUUUAGAAAGUCUUCUAUAUGUAUUAGUGUAUCUAAGAAAUAGUAAGUUAUUAUUUUGAAUAUAUAGAGAAUCUUCCUUGGCAAACCACAUAAAAAUAUUAAUCCUAGCAGAUGGAAAUAAGAAAAAUAGGAGAAGUUAAGGAUGCUGUAUUUAAUACUAUGGAUUUAACACAAAGAUUUCCAUAAUAAUUUACAGCAUUUAAAACUUAUAUUGAUGGAUUAGCUAAGGCAGAGAUGCCUAAUUAUGAUUACUUAAAAUCAUUAUUUAGAUAAAUGUUAUCAUAAGAAAAAUAUUCUCCUGCAUAGCAACAUACAGCAUCAAUAUUAACAUAGAGUAACUCAUAUAAAGAAUCAAAUAAAAUUUAAAUUUCUGAUUAGAUGAUUUAGUUGUUCUAACACCUUUAGAAACAAGAUUAAUUAUUAAAUGAGGAAGAUUUAUCUGACACAGAAACCUCAAUAGUAUUGAUAUCUGAUUUGGUUAAGACUUUCAAUACUUAAACACCAAAGUCAAUUGUUGAUAUCAAAUUUUGA
This is a messenger RNA of Paramecium primaurelia, 1137 nucleotides long. NCBI's taxonomy places the organism in Eukaryota, Ciliophora, Oligohymenophorea, Peniculida, Parameciidae. The record is from the annotation of a GenBank genome assembly.